CGGAGCGUCGAGCGACGCGUGAUCGCACGCCCGACGUGUCGUCCGUCGCGUGAUACACCCGCGCGCUCGGAUCGCGUCGCCGGAUCGUGGAUAACGGAGCCGCGCACCCGCGCGCGACCCAAAAGCGCUUCCAUCACGAAUUUCUCGGACGGGUGUCCGUGGAGCGGGCGAUAGGAGGCGGACAGGGCGACGGAGGCUCGGGAGGAUCGGACAGCACGAGGACGAAUAGGACGCGAUGAGCGAGGCGGAGAUUCGUUUCAGGAUGCCCGAGGGCGUCGACAUAGGUCCGCUCAACAUCCCGCUCAGCGCCAAGGUCCACACGGUCAAGGAGCUCGUCGUCGCGGAGUGGCCGGCGGACAAGGUGGGCAAGCCCGCGCCCGACGACCCGCGCGAGGUUCGCCUCAUCCACAACGGCAAGGUGAUGGAGCCCGGCAAGACGCUCGCCGAUUGCAAAGUCGCGGUGGGAUCGCUGGUGACGUGUCACCUCCUGGUGCAGCCCAAACCCGAGCCGUCCAAGGGCGGAGCGGGAGGGAAGGAGAAGGGCGGCGGAGGCGGGGGAGGCGGCUCGGCGCCCGGGUGCGGCUGCGUCGUGUCGUGACCCUCCCCGGGGUGAUGGAAGGGAACGCAGGGAUGGAUUCUUUACGUCGUCGCGCCAACUCGCCAACUCGUUUGCGCGGCUCUUUUGUAUGAUGCUUUGUGAUGUACAAACCACAUCGUGAU
This is a messenger RNA of Micromonas commoda, 720 nucleotides long. RefSeq lists its product with no specific name. The record is from RefSeq and is a predicted model, not a curated record. NCBI's taxonomy places the organism in Eukaryota, Viridiplantae, Chlorophyta, Mamiellophyceae, Mamiellales, Mamiellaceae. Gene Ontology annotation, molecular function: protein binding. Bases 236 to 598 code for a protein of 120 amino acids. The transcript has 2 exons.